AUGGCCAGCGCGAAUUCACAAAACGACAUUGUCAUUGUCGGUGCGGGCAUCAUCGGCUUGUAUGUCGCCCUCGCUCUCGCCCAGCGCGGCCAUGGACGCUCCAUCUCCGUCCUCGCCGAGUACCUUCCAGGGGACACGGCCGUGGCGUAUACCUCACCGUGGGCCGGGUGUAACUUCUCAGCCAUUUCCGGCACCGAUGCCAAUGCCAUCCGCUGGGACAAGGCUGGAUACGAAUUCCUGCGGGGGAUCGAAGCAACCGUCGGCGACAAGUCUUUCGUGAAGAGGACGCCUUCUACCGAGAUGUGGGAUGAUGUUGUGCCACAUGACAAGAUCAAGGCCAUGUCCGAGUAUCUUGAAAACUUUCGGAUUAUUCCCUCCGAGAAGCUUCCAAAGGGUGUCGUGUUCGCCGUGUCAUUCACCACCGUCACGAUCAACGCCCCCAAGUUCAUGGAGUAUCUUCAUGCGCGCCUGCAGAAUGAAUAUGGUGUCCGCUUCCAGAGGCAGAAGAUUGACCACAUCGCAUCCGCAUUCACACCCUCCACCAGGAUCGUCUUCAACUGCACCGGCAAUGCGGCAAGGUCCCUGGGCGGUGUUGAGGACCCCAAGUGCUACCCGACGCGCGGGCAAGUGGUCUUGGUUCGAGCGCCUAGCGUGAAGCGCAACAUGAUGCGACAUGGCCUUGACCAUGAGACCUAUAUCAUUCCGCGACCGGGGACGAGUGGCCAUGUCAUUCUCGGAGGCUACAUGCAGAAGGGAAACAACGAUGGUUCGACAUACAAGUCGGAGACCGAAUCGAUCCUGGAGCGCACAAGGGGUUUAAGCAAGGACUUGCGUGCCGGACAGCUCGAGAUUCUCGCCACGGUCGCUGGAAUGCGGCCUUCGAGGGAAGGGGGCGCGAGAAUUGAGAGGGAGCAAAGAGCAGUCCACGGCCAACAACGCGCUCUGGUUCAUAAUUACGGCGCCGGCGGUACUGGCUUCCAAGCUGGAUUUGGCAUGGCGCUCGAGGCUGUGCAGCAUGUAGAGGACGUAUUGGCAACACUAGAUACUGCUCGAACACCUGCCCGGCUGUAG
Emericellopsis atlantica is the source of this 1071-nucleotide messenger RNA. RefSeq lists its product as uncharacterized. The coding region runs from base 1 to 1071 and encodes 356 amino acids. The transcript has 5 exons. NCBI's taxonomy places the organism in Eukaryota, Fungi, Ascomycota, Sordariomycetes, Hypocreales, Bionectriaceae. Gene Ontology annotation, molecular function: D-amino-acid oxidase activity; FAD binding. The record is from RefSeq and is a predicted model, not a curated record.